This is a messenger RNA of Monopterus albus (swamp eel), 1674 nucleotides long. RefSeq names its product SEC22 homolog B, vesicle trafficking protein a (gene sec22ba). Gene Ontology annotation, biological process: retrograde vesicle-mediated transport, Golgi to endoplasmic reticulum; endoplasmic reticulum to Golgi vesicle-mediated transport. Gene Ontology annotation, molecular function: SNAP receptor activity. The record is from RefSeq and is a predicted model, not a curated record. The transcript has 5 exons. Bases 322 to 969 code for a protein of 215 amino acids. NCBI's taxonomy places the organism in Eukaryota, Metazoa, Chordata, Actinopteri, Synbranchiformes, Synbranchidae.
ACUGGUUUGAAAAGAAAGACGCGAGUGAAACAACAGCGAAUAAAAAUAAAUGUUGUUCCAGGAAUGAUUAUUAUUUGCAGUAUUAGCAGGACACAAAACCUCAACUUCCCUGUCGAUGCGAUUUUAGGCUAGCCUUCCUCCUUAUGCGAUGAAAAAUUGACUAAGUUAACAGUUUCCACUCGGGCCUAAUUCACCGGUGCACCACGAACUUCCGCCCAUCCCGUGUCAUCAAAGUUGCCAGUAAACAAUACAAAGUUUCUUAAAUUCGUUAUCACUGGCAAAGCCAACAACUGACGCCGCGGAUUACGGACGUCAGUCACUAUGAUUUUACUAACAAUAAUCGCUCGUAUAGCGGACGGGCUACCGCUCGCUGCGUCCGUACAGGAGGAUGAACAAUCAGGAAGAGACCUCCAGCAGUACCAGAGCCAAGCCAAGCAGCUAUGCCGCAAACUGAAUGCGCAGAGUCCUGCCCGCUGUAUCUUGGAGGCCGGGGACAUGUACUUUCACUGUUUAAUAGCAGAGGAUGUGUGCUACCUCUCCCUCUGUGAGGCUUCAUUUCCCAAAAAGAUGGCUUUUGCCUACCUUGAAGACCUCCACACUGAGUUCCAUUACCUGUAUGGGAAAAAAGUGUCCACGGUAACGAGGCCAUACUCUUUCAUAGAAUUUGACACAUACAUCCAGAAAAAAAAGAAGACGUAUGUUGACAACAGGACCAGGAGGAAUCUGGGUAGUAUCAACACGGAACUACAGGAUGUCCAGAAGAUUAUGGUGGCAAAUAUUGAGGAAGUUCUACAGAGAGGAGAAGCUCUCUCUGCGCUAGACACUAAAGCCAGCAAUUUGUCCACCCUGUCAAAGAAGUACCGGAGCGAUGCUAAAUACCUCAACACUCGCUCCAUGUACGCCAAGGUGGCAGCUGUGGCAGUGUGUUUCAUCACACUCAUCAUCUAUGUGCGUUUCUGGUGGCUUUAAUGGACUUUCAAACAGGGACUUUGAUACCAGAAAGAGGGUAUUAAACAUUUAACAGACCCUGUUACAUUCCUGUUAUACCAGGGUGCCUUAAAGGUGUCAUACAAUCUAUUCAUGUUGAAGGUCAAUGUUGUCUCUAUGCCUUCUUCACCCGAGUGAUGCUAUACACAGAGUAUAGAUUGAGCCAUAGGUUUGUGAUGGGACUUUUUGUAUGGAAGUAAAUGGUUUAUGGUGAGUGCAUGUAACCGUCUUUACUGGAAUGUUAAGGGGGAGGGUUUUGAUAAAUCAAUGUUUACACUGUUACUUGGGUUUCUUUAAGUUUCAGCAUAUGUAAACCUAUGCAAAGGUUGGUAAAAGUCCUAACACUGUGAUAACAAGAAAUGUGUUUUGUUUACAUUGCAACAAAGUCUUAUGGAAAUGAUUAAAUAUUUAUCAACUUGUCAGUUUCUAUUUCACAUCUGUGUGUAUGACAUGUUAAUAUUACAGAGCCACAGUCCUUGUGUUUAGUAUAUUCAGUACACACAUGCCUGUCACACAUAUACCAACCCGAGGAGUAAUGUUCACACAAAGACACUUUAUGCAGCACAAACAAUAGAGCUAAAGGAGAAGGAACAGAAUGUGAUGAUGACCAAUGUUGGAGUGGCUCCACUGGAUAAAGUGAGUGAGACACUGUGCUCUUGUGCUACGGUUGACUGAGCAGGUUCCAAG